This is a messenger RNA of Oncorhynchus gorbuscha (pink salmon), 1817 nucleotides long. Its product is annotated as histone-binding protein N1/N2-like. Gene Ontology annotation, biological process: CENP-A containing chromatin assembly; DNA replication-dependent chromatin assembly. Gene Ontology annotation, molecular function: histone binding. Gene Ontology annotation, cellular component: nucleoplasm. The record is from RefSeq and is a predicted model, not a curated record. Lineage: Eukaryota; Metazoa; Chordata; Actinopteri; Salmoniformes; Salmonidae.
UGAAAUUCAAGUUGAAAGUUCAGCGGAAGCGUUACUACACCGUGUCAGUAUUUAAAAGCGCCAACAAAGUGAAAGAAUGAACAGGCGCUAAACCUGAUAUAUUCCUGGACACAGCUGUGUUAAUUUACACGAAAUAGUCUCAGUCGCUUCACUAACAUCCCUGAGGAAACAGCAGCUGCUUCAAACUCUGCAAGCAUGGAAGAAAAGUCCUGCUCUUCAAGUGCUGUUGCAGCAGACAGUUCAGUCGACGUGAUGGCUGAGGCAAAGAAAUUGAUUGGUGCUGGGAACAGGCAUCUGGUGAUGGGUGACGUAGUUUCUGCAGUCAACGUGUUCCAGGAGGCUUGUGGCAUGUUGGCUGAGCGCUAUGGGGACACUGCAGAUGAGUGUGGAGAGGCCUUCUUCCUGUGUGGGAAGUCUCUGCUGGAGCUUGCCAGGAUGGAGAACACUGUCCUGGGUGACGCUCUGGAGGGAGUCCCUGAGGAGUCAUCCGAAGAGGGGGAGAAGCAGGAGAACUCCAAGUUUGAGAGCGCUGACAACUUGGAUGAGGAAACGAGGGACGAGCUUCGAAUGCAGGUCUAUGAUGCAAUGGCUGAGAAGGAAACCACUCAUGGGGAAGCUGGGGCAACUGAGCCAAAGGGGAAGAUGGAAGCAGAGGAAGAGGGUGCCGCUGAGGGUGCUGCCAAGUCUCCUGUCAAGAAUGGGAACGAGCAUUUGGAACCUCCUGUGAAUGGGGUGGAAAAGACUCCUGAAGGGAAAGUGGAAGGAGUGAAGACUGAAGAGCAGAAUGGAGAUGGGAAAGAAGUUGAGGAAGAGGGUGAAGAUGAUGAUGAUGAUGAUGAUGAUGAUGAAGGGGAAGGCACUGCUGAAGACAAGGAGAGUGAAGAGGAAGUAGGUAACCUGCAGCUGGCCUGGGAGAUGCUGGAGGUUGCCAAGGUCAUCUAUAAAAGGAAGGAGAAUGAGGCGGACCAGUUGAUGGCAGCUCAGGCCUAUCUGAAGCUUGGAGAAGUUGGUGCUGAAUCUGGAAACUACCCUGCAGCAGUGGAGGACUUCCAAGAUUGCCUGGCCCUGCAGCUGAAGCACCUGCCCCCCCACAGCCGUCUGCUGGCUGAGACUCACUACCAGCUGGGAAUGACUUACUGCUACAUAGGCCAGUACAGCCAGGCCAUCCAGCACUACAGCAGCUCUGUCAAGGUCAUUGAGGGCCGACUGGCCAUGCUCCAGGGGGUGCUUGACAAGGGUGAGAAUGGUGCUGAGGAGGGGAAGACUGAGCUGGAGGAGCUGAAGCUGCUGCUGCCUGACAUUGCUGAGAAGGUGGAGGAUGCCAAGGAGAGUCAGAGGACUGCAGGAUUGGCCUCCGUGGCCAUACAACAGACCCUGGCUGGGGCCUCAACUUCAUCUGCAUUCCCAGCUUCAGCAGAAAAAAGUGGACCAUCAGCAUUUGAAGCCAUUCAGACCGCUGUCACAUCAGCAGCUGGUGGUGGGUCCUCCAACUCUGCAUUAGACAUUUCCCACCUGGUCAGGAAAAAGAGGAAAAUGGCGAGCCCCAUAAAGGACACAGAUGCUAAAAAGAACAAGCAGGAAACUACAGUUAAUGGCAGCGGAGACUCCGGCUCUGCCAGCAACGAAGUCCAGGAGAAAGGGGCACAGGAGCCUGCCAAGCCGUCCUCUGACUCUUCUGCGUGAUUUGACUUCCUGAUCAUCCAGCAGAGCAUGCCUGUCCCCUAACACUUGUUUCUGUAAAUAUGAACAUUCUCUCACUUGCUGACUUUUUUUUUGUAUACUUGUAGUAAUAAAAGUUCAAUAUUUGCAUAUCUGAA